Messenger RNA from Acyrthosiphon pisum (pea aphid), 3933 nucleotides. Its product is annotated as PHD finger protein 14. The transcript has 19 exons. NCBI's taxonomy places the organism in Eukaryota, Metazoa, Arthropoda, Insecta, Hemiptera, Aphididae. Gene Ontology annotation, biological process: regulation of transcription by RNA polymerase II. Bases 425 to 2959 code for a protein of 844 amino acids. The record is from RefSeq and is a predicted model, not a curated record.
GAGAUAUGUGCAAAUAUGUAAUUUGGUAAUGUGCAAUGGAAACUGUCGCAUAUUUAUCCAAUUUUUAAGUGUAAAUACUCGACCGAGUAUACUCGCACAUGCGUAGAUAGCGCAUUUUGUCCAGACUCCAGCUGAUGACUCGUCGCUUAAAUUAUUAUGUAUUUAUGUAUUUAUAUAUUUUAUGUGCGUCAAAUUGUUAACAGUUAAUACGGGCAAGAUGGGCAUCAUUAAUUUGUUUACGCUAUAGACGUAUAUCAUAAAUAUCUUCAUAUUAUAUCUGAUGUCUAUAGUUUACACGGACAAGUCACAAGAUGACUUCAUUCGCCAUUCUCAUACACUUGUGUGUAUCAAUCUUUUAAAUCUAUAGCCAAAUAAACAUUGAAUAUUGUGUUAACUUGAAGAAUAUAAGGACGGAAAACUGAAAAUGGAACGUGAUCCUAAUAAAAGAAGAGUCAAACCUCCUGCUAACCCAGAAUUGGUACAUUUGGAUGAUAUAGAUGGUGAAAGUUCAUCUGAUAGUGAUUUCCGUAUUGAAGACCACUAUGUUAAUAGUGAAUCAGAUUCCGAUAGAGCUUCAAAUUUCACUUUUACUGAUGAUGAUGGUAAUCAAGAAGAAGCUGAAAAAGAUGAUGAAGAUGAUAUUAGAUGUAAUGAUAGUAAUAUGACUACUGAUGUCACAGAUAUCGUGACAUCCAAUCAAGAUAAUUCUAGAAAAGUGAAUUUAAGAGAAAUAGUGAAUAAUAUUCAUAUUUGUAGUAUUUGCCUAGGCGAUGCCAGUGAUGACGUCAAUGAAUUAAUAGAUUGUGAUGAAUGCGGUAUAUCAGUUCAUGAAGGUUGUUAUGGGGUUCAUGAUUCCGGAAGCAUAAGUUCAUCUGUUUCAUCCUGUUCUAUGGAACCAUGGUUUUGUGAAGCUUGUAAAGCAGGCAUAGAAAAUCCUACUUGUGAAUUAUGUCCUAAUUUUGGCGGAAUAUUUAAGGAGACAGAUUGUGGAAAAUGGGUACAUUUAGUAUGUGCGUUAUAUGUCCCUGGUAUAACUUUUGGCGAAGUAACAAGUCUCAGUAAAGUUAUGUUAUUUGCAAAUACUACACCUCGAUGGGGUAAUAAAAGAUGUACUUUGUGUAAAGAUAUGAGAUUUAGUUGCACUGGUGUGACUAUUGCAUGUGAUGCUGGGAUGUGCCGAUCUAAUUUUCAUGUUACUUGUGCUCAACAAGAAGGUAGUUUAUCAGAGGCAACAAGUCCGGAAACUGACCAAACUGAUCCAUUUUAUGCUCAUUGCAAGUUACAUGUUGACAAACUGGUAGCAAAGAAAAGAAAAAGAAAUUGGGAAAUACUACAAUUACGAACAAAACAAAUGAAAUUAUUGCGUGAACAACAGUCUUCUGAAAAAUCAGCUACAUGGCAACGUAAUCAGCGAAGGCUUGAAAAAUUACGAUCUAAGUAUUACGAAAUGAAAAAAAUCAGUAUAACUGAGUUAACUUUUAAAUCAAAAGUGCCUCGUCCAAUUACAACAUCAGCUUCAGCAUGUCGAGCCCUUUGGCUAAAAGGUGGUUUAAUGGGUGUAAAUAUGGCUUCCUGCGAGGCUAUUGAAGCACAAAUAAAGGCAUUACGUGAUGUACCAAAAAAAUGGAAUGUACCUACUACAUUUAGUUUGGAAUUUGUAAGUUAUUUCAUGGAUAGAAAUUUAAGAUUGACUGAUUUGAAAAAUCAGCUACAACAUUUUACUGACCAAAACAACAAACUUCAUGAUGAACUAAUAGUUGUACAAAAAACAUAUGAUCAAGAGUCCAAAAACAAUGAAAUUCAAAAACAAAAACAUUUAGGACUCAAAAAUAUUAUUACAGCAUACCAUAAUGUCAUUAAACUUUGUAAUCCUAAUGCUAAUAUUUUAGAUGUAGAUAUACUUACUAAAGAAGUUCCAAACGAUCAUAAUUCCUUUAUAAUUAACAGUUCAACUCCUCCUGCAGUCUUAAAAUCAGGUAUUGGAAUCUCUAUCAGAAAUAAUGAUGAUUUAGAAAUUCCAGAUAAUGUGGCACCAUUAGGUUUGUACAACAAAUGUGGUAUUUGCGGUCGUACAAAUGAUCAACAUUUGCUGGCGAAAUGUGACACAUGCUAUUUAUACUAUCAUUUGGGUUGUUUAAAUCCACCCUUGACUAGAAUGCCCAAGAAAACAAAAUUAUUUGGAUGGCAAUGCAGUGAGUGUGAUAAUAGUAAUUCUAACUCUGAACCAGAAACGGUUGAUCCAAAUGCUCCUAGAAAAUUAAGAUAUGGUGGAAGAGAGCGAUCUGUAUCAGACAGUCAUAGAUCUUCAUCUAUUGCUAAUGAUUUACAGGAUAUCAAUAGUCUUACAGAACAGCAUAAAAUGCCUGGAGUAUCAAAGAAAAAAAAACAUGAACGGCAUAGGGAAAGAUAUUCUCCAGAGAUAAUAACAAAACGAGUUAAGUCUCGCAAACGCAAACACAAGCAUCAUAGGGAUAAUAAUAUUUCAGGAUUUGAACCAGCUAAUGAUUAUUCAGUUAAUGAAGCACCCCGACAAGGAAUUAAGCUAUUUAUUAAAUCUGUACCAAGUGCUAGUGGAGUUAAGACAACAUCUUCACAAUUACUUAUUGCAUCACCAGUAGACGAAACACCUCAGAUAUCUACAAAACUCAAAUCAGAAAAGAGUGUUGCACCACUCAGAAUAACCACAACAUUAACAGAUAUUAAAUUGACUCCUAAAUGUAACACUUGUCAAACAACUGGAACAAGCAUUACAAUGGUUCAGUGUGAUGAAUGCAGUAAAAAUUUUCAUUUUUGUUGUCUUGAUCCUCCAGUAAAAAAAUCACCAAAAGUACGUGGGUACUCAUGGCACUGUGCUGAAUGUGAUCCAACGUGGUGGCGUGUAAUAGUUAGACAUGGUAAUGCAAUCAAAUUUAAGUAUAUUGUUCCAUCAUUGCAACAAAGAGUAAAUAUGUAUGUAUAAUUUUUGUUUUAUGUAUAUAUGGUGUAGUAUUUAUGUUAUUUUUUUAAUAGUUAAGUUUUUAAUAGCAUUAAAUUACAGCUGAUGCGUUGUUGGUAGCUUAAAUGUGUGAAUUGUGAGAUAUAAACUGUGACAAAAUCCGACUGUCUUAGCCUUUCCACCGUCUCCUUUUUGCCAAGUUUUAUACAUGAAAAUAAAACAUGGUUUUCUAUGUAUGCCAUCAUACAGACAUACACUAUAGGACACGCACUCCAAUGCUGUUCUGAUUUCUAUAAACAAAUUGGAUUACCCAAUUACUGAAUGAAAACUAUUAUGCAAAUUUUCUCAGAUAACAAUAAGAUUUCCUUAACAUAGUUAAAAUUAUACUAAACAUUUAUAUUAGUAUAUAAUUUUAUAAACUUUUCUUUUUUCAUAUUAUUCUAAAGAGUGUGAUCCCAUUAUCGCUCAUAGACACGAGCCGCCACUGAUUUAAUUACUUAUAUAAUUUUAAAGAAUGGAAAUACUAAAUCAUUAAUUCAGUUAUAUAUUAACUAUAAAUAUAAUACAAAUAAUUUACAUACUAGUUAUUCUUAUGUAUGUAGGGUAUGGUACCAUAUUAGUGGGAGUGUUAUUUAUAAUAGUCCGGCUCACGAAAAAUGAACGAUAGAGGUCGAUGAAUGAAGUUCAAGUAUUGUCAGAACCACCAGGGGUUCUCAGAUUUAUAGUAUUCUUUGUUUGUGCAUUUGCUAGCUGCAGAUAGGUUACAAUUUUAAAAAUUGUACCUGUAUGUUUAAUAGUCACUUAUUAAAAAACGGCCACUGGGAACUUUGAAAUCAACGUUCACUUUUCGUUAGCCCGACUAUAACUAUUGCAUCAAAUUUGUGUAAAUAUCACAUUUUGCUUAGUUUAUGUUACUAAAUUAUUUAUAGACAACAUGAAUUGUUAUAUACGUGAAAUAUGGUACAAUUAAACUUUUAAUAAUAAAUUUGGGUCUAAAU